Molecule: messenger RNA, 647 nt
Organism: Aricia agestis (brown argus)
Lineage: Eukaryota; Metazoa; Arthropoda; Insecta; Lepidoptera; Lycaenidae
Exons: 2
Coding region: 64-570 (168 amino acids)
Source: RefSeq, a predicted model, not a curated record
GGCUCCGCACGCGAGUUACUGUAUCAUUACUGUAUUACUGUUACUGUAUCGUGAACAACAAUCAUGGUGCUCGCAGACUUCCUAACUGAAACCAGGAGAAAAUGGUUGCAGGCGUUCAAGUUAUUCAAGAGCAAGAAGAGCAGAAAGAGCGCCCGGAACCGAGUCUCCCCCGCUCUGGACCGCUCCUUCAACGGCACAGUGGACGCGCGACCCGAGAUAGACGUACACCGCUUCUGUCCCUGUCGCACCUCCCUGCCCCACGAGGACUCGUACUCCAGCAGCAUCAGCGGCGAGUACAACAGCAUCAGCCGCGAGUCCAACUCCUGCAUCAGCCGAGAGUCCAACUCCCGGAUCAGCUACAGCCGCGAGUCCCAUCCGGACUCCGCGUACGAGUCUGACCGGGGAAGCCCCGCGAGGGUCUGCUACACUGUCACCUACUUCAACGUCAACGACAGCGAGGACAGCAGCAGCAUACACACCGAGUACACGCUGCUGGACUACGACGCUGAUGCUGAGGAGGAGACCCAGAACUUCAUCAACGAGAGCAUAGAGCUGGUGAGCUCGUUAUGAGCUGUCCUGGUCGUUCGCUACUGAGCAGUUCUAGUAAUGGCUCCUAAAACUGAAUCUGGAGUUGAGGUGAUAUCUUC